Oppiella nova is the source of this 764-nucleotide messenger RNA. Lineage: Eukaryota; Metazoa; Arthropoda; Arachnida; Sarcoptiformes; Oppiidae. The record is from the annotation of a GenBank genome assembly.
UCUUGGCCAACAAUAAGCACGAAAGCGAUGACUCGGAUGAAGAUGAAGAGUCGGAGGAUAUGGAUGAUUCGGUUGGUUUCCUGGAUAAGGAAGCGGUUGAGAGCGGUGGCAGUGAUGAUGAGGACGACGAUGAGGAUGAAGAAGAAGACGAGGAGGACAGCGAUGAAUCCGACGAAUCAGAAAAAGUGCCGAAAAGCAAAGACCAGAAACCGAAACCACAACAGAAUCAACAAAAGCAAAACCAAAAUCAGUUGAGCUCUCCUCAGAAGUCCCCUCAGAACCAAAACCAGAAUCAGAAACCGUGGGGAAGUGGACAGAAGGGCGGCCAACAAAAAGGCUUUCAGCAACAGAAGGGACAGUGGAACCAAUCGGGAGGACAGAAGAACUUCAAUCAGAAUCAAAAGGGAGGCAAUCAGUGGCAGAACAAGAAGCAGUUUGGAAGCGGCGGCGCUGGUGGUGGAGGUGGCGGUCAGCACAACAACACCCCAAACAACAACUACAAAGGCGGCCAACAGAAUAAGAGUCCUAACUUCAGAGGCGGUCAACAGAAUAAUAGCCCCAACUUUAGAGGCGGUCAACAGAAUAAUAGCCCCAACUUUAAAGGCGGUCAGCAAAACAACUUCAAAGGAGGCAAACAGACCCCGAACUUCGGUGGAAAGGGAGGAGGAAAUAAGCCAAACUUUAACCAAACCCCCAAAUUUAGUGGACAAAAGGCAAGCAAUUUCAAUCAGAAUAAGAAGCAAUGGAAUUCUGAUAAGAAAUAA